Harpegnathos saltator (Jerdon's jumping ant) is the source of this 1784-nucleotide messenger RNA. RefSeq lists its product as uncharacterized. The transcript is spliced from 5 exons. Lineage: Eukaryota; Metazoa; Arthropoda; Insecta; Hymenoptera; Formicidae. The record is from RefSeq and is a predicted model, not a curated record. The coding region runs from base 1040 to 1675 and encodes 211 amino acids.
UCUCUCACAAAAUUUAUACUUAGACACGGAAUAGUCAGCUUUAGAUGAUUUAAACAACUUAUUAUCAAAACACAUACCACUGGUUUCGGAGCAUUGCGAAACGUAGUUGUGUGCGCGUUUAAGUGUCACCAGUGUCUUCUAAUGUUAAACCCAAUCUUAAACUUCAACCCAAACUUAGAUCCAGCCGUAAAUAUUUUGUGCCUUUUUCCACAUGCUUCGUAAGGAUGAGAAUUUUAGUAAUAAAGAUAACGCGCUAUAUAUAAUUUAACGUGGAAAAUGUCGUUUGGAAAAUGUUUCUCUUGCGCAAGUAAAUUAUUCUUGUUGGAACGUAUAAAACAGAGAAAAGAAGCAACCAGCGCGAAUUAUUUUUAAGUCGCGGGCAUCAUUUUUGAGUCGAACAGAAAUAAUCGAUGAGACUGCUCGGCACGCGUGCAACGAGCUCGCUCGCACGUGCCACUCGUCCACUCCCUUCAACAGUAGGGCACGCGCAGGGACACGUCGCAAGGGCUCACCAAAAGCAAAGAAAGAGGGAGGGAGGGAGAGAGAGAGAGAGAGAGAGAAAGAGGGAGACUUGCAUCUGCCGCUUUUUCAGACCUUAACACGACGGUUGAAGGGAACGACGAGUCGAAGGGAACCGGUGCUGGAUCAGCACCCUCGCACAUAGACCCCCACCUCUUCGGCAACAAUCGUGAAAGUGAGGGGGUUGGUAGUACGCGGCCGUCGACGUUGGUCAACGGUCGUUUUCAUUAACAGUUGUCCGCGCGCAAGUAGUGUACUGUAUAACGGGUAUAAACGAAAGGAUGUAGAGUUUUUCGACAUAGAAAGAGGAGACAGAAAGAGGCGCACCUUACAAGAAAGAGCUUAGUGAAGGUAAAGAAGUUGCACGGUAAAGGGAUCAUUAGUGGGUUCUCACGCGCGAGAAAUAUCUUGUGACGCUGGCACCUGAUAACGAAGCUGAUACAACGGAUAAAAGGUUAAGGGACAAACUCGUUUCUGUAGGAAGACAAAGUCGCGUGGAUAAGAAUUAAAUCAAGGCAUAAUGAAGAGAUACUCAUCGGCACCUUGUCUGGAAGACGUAGGUAAUGACAUUAAAAGAACAAGAGAAGAUGAGCAACGCGCAGGUCCAGAUACAAGAGAAUAUCUCCAAUUGGCAUUAGCCAGAAUCCUAGAAUUACAACGAGAAAUCGAGGAAGGCACAUACGUCACAGAAAUCGAUAAUGGCAGUAACGAUCUGGACGUAUCGGGCAGUGAAGAAGAUUUAACGAAAGAGAUCCUUGCCAAAGUGUUUCAAGAUCUGCCAGGGACAUCUGAUUCGAUCGCUAAGAUAAUAGACAGAGAAACACUCUGGAAAAGUCGUCGUAUGGACGCGAUCCGCAAUAAAAGGAUACAAUUACUAGGUUUCGAUGCUUGUCGGAGAAUUACUCUCGAGUUCAUGAAGACGGUGGUGCGAGAAACACGGGGCAGAUUCUCUUCAUUAGAAAUUGGUCGCUACGAUUUGUCUGUACCGCGAGACGAAUCGUUUUAUUCGAGAAAUGGGAUUCUAGCGAACGAUUUGCGAGAACCUAGCGCGACUGAUGCGCAAGAAAUUCGGAUAAGAAUGUUGAAAAGUCUGGAUUUGCACUUAGCCGCUAAACAAAGAGACUACACGGCUAAAUUAAUGAGAUCGGCUAUAUAACUCUAUGUUUUUGACACUCUAAAGCGAAUGAAUCGAAAAAACAAAAUAUCUGAAUUAUAUUUCCGCCGGGUAUUAAUGCAAUGAAAAUUCAUUGCACAGUAUAUUUUAC